Molecule: messenger RNA, 2336 nt
Organism: Branchiostoma belcheri (Belcher's lancelet)
Lineage: Eukaryota; Metazoa; Chordata; Leptocardii; Amphioxiformes; Branchiostomatidae
Product: transmembrane protein 56-B-like
Exons: 8
Coding region: 140-904 (254 amino acids)
Biological process (GO): lipid homeostasis
Cellular component (GO): endoplasmic reticulum; membrane
Source: RefSeq, a predicted model, not a curated record
ACAUCCCAGAGGACAACAGGAUAUCGCGUGUCACAAGCGGAAACGGCCGGUCAGCCCUUGUUUUCUGAACACAACAACAAGAGAACACUCGUGACUCUCUCAGUAAACAAGGCCUCAACACUUAGACAAACCGUUCAACAUGGCCUUGACGUCGGGGAUGGAUAUCCCGUACUACGCGACGGUGUUCGGGUCCCUGGCGGUGUUCCUGCUCAUGUACCGACUGCUCAGUCCCUGGAUCCUGCGCAGAAUGUUCCCGUCCUACUACACCGCACAGCCCGACAGUGCCAAGCCACAGCUACACGAAGCAACGAUGGCUGCAUGCUCCUCAAUAGUAGUGGGCAUCUGGGCAUGCUCUGUCUACUUUUUGAACGAUAACGUCAAAGGAAACCUCAUAAGGUACGACGCCCCCAGUGUCAGAUACAACUGUGCAAUCUUCUUGGGUUACGCCAUGGCAGACUCCUCCCUGAUGGCGAUACACCCGCAGACAGGCGGAGUCCUGUACCACAUACACCACGCCGUAUCACUCUUCGUCGGUUAUGUGGGAGUUUUCUACAGUUGUUUCCCCUACCAUACCAACAUAGGCAUGAUGAUGGAACUCUCCAACCCUUUCCUAAACCUCAGGUAUAUCCACAAUGACCUAAAAUACCCCACAAAAUCCCUGUCGUACUUUUGGAACGGGGCCGCGUUUUUACUGACCUUCUUCCUGGUCCGUGUGGUGUCCAUGGGGGGAUACUGGUACAACAUGAGCCUCGCUGCCAGAGAGGAUGAUUUUUACCAUCUCCAGAUCCCAGUCUAUAUUUGCUACCUCGGCGGCGGGGUUGUUUUUACGUCGCUGAACGCCUACUGGUUCUCCCAGCUGUGUAAGGAAGCGUACAGGGUAUUCACGGCCAAGAAGGACGACUGAGUGAUACGUUUUUGAUCUUCUGCAGGGAAUAUCGUCAUCACAUUGAAGCCAUUUUAAGAAUUUGGUAGUAGAAUCAUUCCAUGUCUAAGAUACGUAAUUUUCAAGCAGAUGCAAAGAUCGGCAUAUCUUACACGUAUUUUUGCAAUUUGCGAUAGUGAGCAUUUUCCUCUUUUCGCCUCCUCCCAAACUGAUGCACACGUGUAGGAUAAGACAAUCCCUAUAUCUGCUUAAAGAUUAAUUUAUACGGGCGGCCAUAGAUAAAGUAUAGCGAGUUUGUUGAGUGCCGAUGUGCCGUUGCCUUAUCAAAGUAAGAUGGAAUUUUGUUCGGCAAAUCAUUGUGUGAACAAACACUAAGCAAGCAAGGUGAAUCUCAGACUAGCUUUGGUAGUGUGCUCUUCGAAUACUUGGGGUGACUGAGGUACGUAGUAAAUGCGUGUAAUAGUGACACGAAUAAUGGAUCCAAGCUUCCAGCUUUUACAAGUGCUUCCUCAAUAUGCUGCAUUUGCCAGGGUUUGAAGUAAAUAAUGAUAAUAAUGAUCUUAGAAAUGAUAAUCUUUUAGUCCAUUUACAUUGAUAUUUUGAUAUUUUAUGUGGUUCAUGUUACUGCCUUUUCGUCAAAAUGUUUUGACACUAAAUCAUUUCGUGAGCAGCAUAUCCCCUACCUCAUUUUCACAAAAAUCCUGUUUUGCUGCUAUGUAUGUGGUCAUCCAUUUAUGAUAAUAACUUCUCAUUACAAGGUGCGCGUUUUACCAAAUAUUACGACCAGGCACGGGUUAUCUUACCUUACCAAAUACCCAGCUUUCAUUUAAACGUAGUUCAGACAUCUAUAAGUUCAGAUAUAUUUAAAAUCAAUGCAUUAAAAAAACUAUGACAUUUCAUACACUGUUAUUUAUCGUUGAUGUUAAUUGUGAACUUUUAAUUGCCAAUUGAAUUAUCAAAAAUGUAAAUCCGAGCAAGUGCCGUCUUCCAACUUUGCACACUGCUAUUAUAUUAUUUUUAACUGUGAAAAUAAUUUCCCUUUAGUUAAUUUUAGGGGAUCCACGAACAUACAAACGAAUAUUUAAGAUGCUACGAAUAUAUUUAUAUGUUGUCGUUUGAUUUUCUAUGAGAAAUGUAAAUUGUAUAUAAGUUUUGCACUGUACGUUUGGACAUCUUACAACAGCUAGCUACGUGUAUAGCUUAAGGAAUUAAAUACAAAGGAUUUGAUUGAACAAUGAAUUUACAAUAAAGCAUUUCAUGAACACCAUGUACGUGUACACAACAUGAUCUAUUUGAUAGUCCAUUGAUGAUAGUCUCACUGGGUCUCUCACUAGAAUUUCAUAAAAUAGACAAAAGUUUCUUUUGUUUGUAAAGCUUGAGUUUGUAACAAUCCUGAUUCAUACUUACUUUGGACCUGAUAAAAUCUUACUAAAUAAAAUAUGUGCGGUGACUU